Prosopis cineraria is the source of this 2056-nucleotide messenger RNA. RefSeq names its product protein SUPPRESSOR OF K(+) TRANSPORT GROWTH DEFECT 1-like. The record is from RefSeq and is a predicted model, not a curated record. Gene Ontology annotation, biological process: endosomal transport; vacuole organization. Bases 388 to 1695 code for a protein of 435 amino acids. Lineage: Eukaryota; Viridiplantae; Streptophyta; Magnoliopsida; Fabales; Fabaceae. The transcript is spliced from 9 exons. Gene Ontology annotation, molecular function: ATP hydrolysis activity; ATP binding.
AAAAAAAAAAAGGAAGAAAAGAAAAGAAAGAAUGUGACAGAGAGUACUCGAGGAUGAUUGAAUUCCAGUUACUCUUUCAACCUCAGAAUUCUUCCAUACCAAACGGAGCCUAAAUCUUUUAUUUCUUUUUGUGAUGAUUCUGAAACUGUUUUUCAUCUCCUUUAUCCUUAAGGGAGCGGCUAUCUUGAUCUCGUUCAAACUGCAAUUUCUCUUCUCUGCUUCAAGAUUUUAGCUAUACAUGUAACUUGUAUGGCCGUUUGACCCACCGUACUCAAGGAAUUAAGCUUUUGCUGCCCCGGCUAAACGAUGAGCAUUGAAGCGGUUGGUAUUUUGCAGUUCAAGCUUUAAAGGGCUAGAAGCAAUUGCGUUCAUUGAAAUUAGAGCAGAAUGUAUUGCAAUUUUUUGGAGCAUGCAGCAGAGUAUGUGAAGCAGGCGGUUCAUGAGGAUGAUGCUGGAAACUAUAAGAAGGCAUUUACUCUUUAUAUGAAUGCAUUGGAAUACCUAAAGACCCAUUUGAAGUAUGAGAAGAAUCCCAACAUCAAGGAAAUAAUAACCGAAAAAUUUGUUCAGUACUUGAGGAGGGCAGAGGAAAUACGUGCCAUUCUUGACAAAAGAGAAAAUGGGCCCAACUUGUCUGGCGGCGCAACUCAAUCUAAUGUUGUGAGGCCAAAUACAAAGCCAAAGAGUGGAGAAGCUGGAGAUAAGGAUGAUCCGGAGAAAGCAAAGCUGAAGGCUGGUCUUGAUUCUGUAAUAAUCAAAGAGAAACCAAAUGUCAAGUGGAGUGAUGUUGCUGGGCUUGAGAGCGCCAAACAGGCAUUACAAGAGGCUGUGAUAUUGCCUGUUAAGUUCCCUCAAUUUUUCACGGGGAAGAGACAACCAUGGAGAGCAUUUCUAUUGUAUGGUCCCCCAGGAACAGGGAAGUCAUAUUUAGCAAAGGCUGUAGCUACAGAGGCAGACUCAACAUUCUUCAGUGUCUCAUCAUCAGAUCUAGUUUCUAAAUGGAUGGGCGAAAGUGAAAAGCUGGUUUCCAGUCUUUUCCAAAUGGCUCGUGAAAGUGCUCCUUCAAUUAUUUUUAUUGAUGAAAUAGAUUCUUUAUGUGGCCAACGAGGUGAAGGCAAUGAAAGUGAAGCAUCUAGACGCAUCAAAACUGAACUUCUUGUACAAAUGCAGGGUGUGGGUAAAGAAGAUCAGAAAGUUCUCAUUCUUGCAGCCACCAAUACUCCUUAUGCUCUGGAUCAGGCCAUCCGACGACGUUUUGACAAGCGAAUAUACAUACCUCUCCCAGACAUGAAGGCCAGGCAGCAUAUGUUCAAGGUGCAUCUUGGAGAUACCCCACAUAACUUGACUGAAAAAGAUUUUGAGGAAUUGGCUCUGAAAACAGAUGGAUUUUCUGGUUCAGACAUUUCUGUUUGUGUUAAGGAUGUACUUUUUGAACCAGUUCGUAAAACCAGGGAUUCCAAAUUCUUUAGGAAAACCUCAAAGGGAAUGUGGAUCCCUUGUGAGCCUACUGAAAAAGGAGCUGUUAACAUUAACCUGCAAGAACUUGAUGCACAAGGACUUGCUUCAAAGAUUGUGCCACCACCGAUAACAAGAGAAGAUUUUGAUAAAGUAUUAAGAAGGCAGAAACCAACAGUAAGUAAAGCUGAUCUCGAGGUGCAUGAGAGAUUUACCCAGGAGUUUGGAGAGGAGGGUUGACUGCUAUUAUCAAAUGAAAUAAGCAGUCACUUCUGGACAAUUUAUGUACCCAUUAUAAAAUAGACAAGCCUUGAUAAAUAGAAUAAAUAGCUUAUAGGGUUUGAAGCCUGAAACUACGUUAGAUAGUUGAGGGAGCUCUGCCACUCUCAUGGUCUUUCUUAGUCGAAGUCACAUUGGCUUCCAAAUACCGUGUGGUUUAAUACCAUGACUCAGUAAAUUGUUAUCACCAUAUGGUUAGGAAGUUCUAGUAACACCCUCUGCCUUGUAAAUAAUAUUUAUUAAAAAUGAAAAAGAAAAGAUGAUGAUAUCUGUAGAUUUUAUUGUAUUAAUAUACCUUCGAUUGAUCUUUUGGUUGGUUAAA